AUGGCGUUAGAGGGAAUACUGCGGCUGAAUGAGGCCAACGAAGCGAACGGAGCCGGACACCGCAACACGAUAAGAAGAGUUUCAACAUCCGAGGACGGCGACCAUGUGCCAGUGAUAAUGGAUCCAUACCAGGCCUCAAAUUAUUCCACCCCCACAAGCUUCAAAUUCGACGACGACGUUAUGGACUCACCUCUCAGUCCACCACUGAAAAACAUGCACAGAAACUUCCACAAAAGUCAUCUUUGGGAUGCGAGUUCGGCGAACGAUGAGCCUCUCAGUCCGCCGAUAGUAGCUGACAUCGAACGGCAAAGAGGAGCGAAGACGACGCCAUCUCCAUACCCAUCUACAGCAAAAACAGCAGUCAUAAUGCUGUCACUAUACAUCUCGAUCUUCCUAGUCGCUCUCGACAGGACCAUCAUCGGCCCAGCGAUACCUGCCAUAACAAACGAAUUCGACAGCAUUGGCGACAUUGGAUGGUACGGUAGUGCGUACAUGCUCACAGCAGCCGGCUUCAUUCUGCUAUACGGAAGGAUAUACACCUUCUUUCCCACGAAACCAGUCUUCCUAUCCGGCAUUUUUCUUUUUGAGUUGGGGAGCAUUGUUUGCGGCGCAGCACGCAGCAGCAACAUGCUCAUCGUUGGACGCGCUAUUGCAGGCCUAGGAAGUAGUGGUAUCUUCACCGGUGCGAUCUUGAUCAUGCUCAACACAGUGCCGCUUGCCAAGCGGCCCAUGCUGCAGGGUCUCUUUGGCGCAUGCUUCGGCGUUGCAAGUGUGGCUGGUCCCUUGCUAGGCGGAGCGUUCACCAGCAGCAGCGCAACUUGGAGGUGGUGCUUUUACAUCAACCUACCACUCGGUGGCAUUACCAUCCUUGCAGUAUGUUUUUUGCUAAACCUCGAAGAAAAGAAGCCGCAAUUCGAGAGAUGGGGAGAGACGAUAAAACAUCUGGACCCGCUGGGUACCGCAUUGUUCCUUCCAUCGAUCACCUGUCUCUUGUUGGCCCUAGAGUGGGGUGCAGCGGAGUACCGUUGGAACUCACCACGUAUCGUUGCGCUUCUCAUCGCCUUUAUAAUUCUUCUAAUAGCCUUCAUAUUUUGGCAAUUCGUCACCCGAAACACCACGGCGACGUUGCCAGCACGCAUCGUCUUCCAGAGGAGCGUCGCAUUCGGAAGUGCCUCACAGUUCUGCGUAGGCGCGACCAUGCUCACGGUGUCCAUUUACAUCCCUCUCUGGUUCCAGGCCAUCAAAGGUGCCUCGGCCAUGCAAUCCGGUAUCAACACCAUUCCCCUUGUGCUCUCAGUCGUCGUCGGCUCGAUCAUGUCCGGCGGUUUUGUACAGCGCAUCGGAUACUACACUCCUUUCAUGAUUCUUGGCUCUCUGUUCAUGGCCAUUGGUGCCGGCCUCAUCACCACAUGGUCCGUGAAUACCAACAACAGUAUCUGGAUCGGGACCCAGAUUGUUACGGGCUUUGGGGUCGGUUGCACCAUGCAGCACCCAAAUAUAGCCGUACAAACCGUGCUAGAUAAACCCGAUGUUCCCAUCGGUACGGCAGUCCUCUCGCUUUUCCAGACGCUCGGUGGAGCAGUCUUCACAGCUGUGGGACAAAAUCUCUACAUAGACAAGUUCUCUGCCGGCCUGGAACGAAUCGGAGGUCUAAAUCCUCAACGCAUCUUAGCCGCAGGAGCCACGGACCUGACGACGGGUUUUACUCCAGCAAUCAAACGAAUGAUACUGGCAGCCUACAACGACUCGCUGACUCAUGGGACAUUCUUUGCGGCACUCAUCAUCGCUUGCCUUGCAAUACCAGCUGCUCUAGGCAUGGAAUGGCGCAGCGUGAAAGAAAAGUCGGACACGCCUGUACAGCGCAACGAUGAGAAGCGGGACCAACAAGCAUACCAGCCCCGCAGUAUCUUGAAGACUCCAGGCACUGGUGCAGGUCGACAAGAAGCGAACAAGGUGUCGUUGAAAGCGCCACCUCCAGCUUGGGUGAAGACGUUCCGACAAAGCGGUCAAUUUUCGUCGUACUUAACGGCGAAGAUCAACCCCGAUCUCCGUGAUCAGUUAGGCGCGGGUGGAAAGCAGGAUCGUAGGUGA
Messenger RNA from Alternaria postmessia, 2091 nucleotides. RefSeq lists its product as uncharacterized. Bases 1 to 2091 code for a protein of 696 amino acids. Lineage: Eukaryota; Fungi; Ascomycota; Dothideomycetes; Pleosporales; Pleosporaceae. Gene Ontology annotation, molecular function: transmembrane transporter activity. The record is from RefSeq and is a predicted model, not a curated record. Gene Ontology annotation, biological process: transmembrane transport. The transcript has 2 exons.